Molecule: messenger RNA, 1044 nt
Organism: Lodderomyces parapsilosis
Lineage: Eukaryota; Fungi; Ascomycota; Pichiomycetes; Serinales; Debaryomycetaceae
Exons: 1
Coding region: 1-1044 (347 amino acids)
Biological process (GO): nuclear-transcribed mRNA poly(A) tail shortening
Cellular component (GO): CCR4-NOT complex; cytoplasm; nucleus
Molecular function (GO): poly(A)-specific ribonuclease activity
Source: RefSeq, a predicted model, not a curated record
AUGAAAUAUCGUCAUUGGGUCAAUGCCAAUGAGGAUCAGUUGACAGAUGACUCCAACAAGAUAUCAAUCAUGACCUACAAUCUUCUUUCACGACACUAUAUAUGGAAAGGAGUAUAUGAUCACAAUGAUCGUAAAUAUCUAGAUUGGGAUACCCAUCGGUUCCCUUUAAUCAACAAGACUAUCAAACAAUUUAGUUGUGACAUUAUGUGUUUUCAAGAAAUGGAGUAUUCUGUAUACAAAAAGUUUUGGUGUUCGCAAUUCCCCAACGAUAAAUACCACAGUUUUUAUGUUCAAAAACAAUGUCCACUGAACUUGAAGAUAUACAACAAUGAUAAAUUAGACGGAGUGGGCAUAUUUGUCAAUACUGACAGAUUCGACGUUCUAGAUCAGUUGAAGAUCAAUUUUGGCAAAGAAGUUGUUAAUCAUCGAUCAGAGUACAAGUUGACCUCUGAUUGGAUCCAAAGAGUCAUAUCAAGAAACACCGUUGCCUUAAUAUUAAAGCUUCGUGAUAAGCAAACAGGAAAAACAUAUUACAUUUCCAAUACUCAUUUAUACUGGUCACCAAAAUUUAAUGACGUCAAAGCACUUCAAAUAAAGAUUCUAUUAAACAAAUUACAACAGUUUAAGACGGAACCCGAUGCAUCAAUAAUUCUCCUAGGCGACUUGAAUUCCAAUUUCGAUUCCAAUGUGGUUCAUUUACUAAAUGGCGAAUCAAUAAACACUACAUCAUCACCUGAAUUCAAGUACCGCAAAUAUGGAAUUAAUAAUCCAUUAAUAGAUUCCAAUGGAUUCAUAAAUAACCCUUUCAAGUUGCACAACGUGUAUCAAGACUUACACAGUUCCGAUAAAUUACCAUUUACUAGUUUUGUAUCGCGAUUUUCUGACGUAUUGGAUCAUGUUUUUGUGAGUGAUGAUAUAUUAGUAGAUAGAUUGUUGGGAGAAGUGGAUCCAAGUUAUUGUGAACAAAGGGAAGUAAAUGGGUUUCCUAAUCUUCAGUUCCCAUCUGAUCACAUCCCAUUGGUGGUGGAGGUAUCCCACAAGUGA